CUGAUGACCCACGAAUAAGAGGCGGCUCUCACCUCCUAUUCCCCGCGGGACGGGGUCCCCCCAGAGAGCCGCAACUGGCGCCCAACGUGGUUUACAGAGGUUACCGACUCCCGAUCGGACGGCAGAGAGACGACGAGUCCGGAGCCCGCCCGUCAGACACCAGGUCCCGCUGACACACCCGCUACCUCGCCGACUGACCUACAAGAUGUUCCUGCUUCUACCGAGGCUUCUCCCUCUCCUUUUGAUUUCUGAUCUUUAUCCCCCUUUUACUUUGGCUAGCCCCUAUCGUCUUUACAACUACACUUGGCUCAUAAUCAACGAGGCCGGUGACAUUGCCAACGCUACUUCCCAGAUUGCUGCCACCACCCCUUGGCCUUCCCUCCAGACCCCGCGUAUAAGGAGUGCUGGAUUUGCUACUCCUCACAGCCCCCCUUUUACGAAGGUGUUGCAGUUACUGGUGAACUGAUUCCUCUCCAAGACGAACCUGCCAUUGCCUGGGACAUCGACCCUAGCCAAGGCAUAACUCUGAGACAGGUUGUGGGAAUUGGACUUUGUAUUUUGGGACCUCAUAUGCGCCUUCCCCCCCAAUUGAUUGAUAUUUGUAACAGCACCUACUUGGUUAAUGGUAAUGACUCCUAUGUUCUUUCCCCUAAUGGCACCUAUUUUGCCUGCUCCACUGGAUUAACCCCUUUGUUGGUCCCGCAGCUGUUUUUAGCUCAUAGGGACUAUUGUGUUUUAGUUUUGCUUUUGCCUCGCCUUACUGUUAGGCCCAAGGACGACCUCCUCUUUUCAUCCACUGAUUCCUCCCUCCUAAGGCAUACACGUGAACCCGUUUCCGCCAUUACCAUUGCAGUUCUGCUUGGCCUUGGCGCCGCGGGCGCCGGAACUGGUAUUUACUCCCUUGUUCCCUCCACCGAAAACUUUAACCAACUACAACGUGCUGUCGAUGCAGAUAUUAGACAGCUUAAGCAGGGCCUAAAACACCUUAAGGAAACUGUUGCUUCCCUUGCCGAGGUUGUUUUGCAGAACCGCCGAGGUCUAGACCUCGCCUUUUUGCGGGAGGGGGGAGUUUGUGCAGCCUUGAAAGAAGAAUGUUGCUUUUUUAAAGAUAAACUGGGCCUAGUGGAUGAUAGCAUUAGAAGGGUUGAGGAAAGCCUCAAACAAAGGCAGAGGCAACGGGAAAAGGACUAAUCUUGGUAUCAAAAUUGGUUUUCUACCUCCCCCUGGCUGUCCACCCUGUUAGCCUUUUAGGACCCUUUAUUGGCUUUAUGCUGUUGAUUUCCUUUGGCCCAUGGGCAUUCCGCCGCCUCACAAGUUUUGUUAAGAACCAGGUUGAUGAGGCCACCAAACACUCCAUACAAGUGCACUACCAGCAGCUCUCCUCUCAGGACCCUGAAAAUAGCCAGCCCGCUGGUGACCAUGGGUUCCAACCCCUAAGCUUUGUAGAAUUUGAACAGAUGGCUGAACGCCGUCGUUCGCUCUGCUCCAGGCUGUGGAGGUGUCUCCGACGGGAUUAGCUUGAUGCCGGUACCUGGGGGCAGCGUGACUCGCUGGAACACCUAUGCAUCACGUCCAGGUCCGGAGGCACAUCAAGUAGCCUAAGACAUGAGCCCUCCACCCUAAUCUUGCUUAAUUUUAUACAGAGAAGGGGGAACUGUGAGAGACUGCUUGGGCCUGCAUAAGAUGGCUG
Messenger RNA from Fukomys damarensis (Damara mole-rat), 1690 nucleotides. It is a transcript of the gene Ervw-1, whose product is annotated as endogenous retrovirus group W member 1, envelope. The record is from RefSeq and is a predicted model, not a curated record. The transcript is spliced from 2 exons. Bases 571 to 1191 code for a protein of 206 amino acids. Lineage: Eukaryota; Metazoa; Chordata; Mammalia; Rodentia; Bathyergidae.